This is a messenger RNA of Fomitiporia mediterranea MF3/22, 3196 nucleotides long. RefSeq names its product 18S rRNA biogenesis protein. Lineage: Eukaryota; Fungi; Basidiomycota; Agaricomycetes; Hymenochaetales; Hymenochaetaceae. The transcript has 12 exons. Gene Ontology annotation, biological process: endonucleolytic cleavage of tricistronic rRNA transcript (SSU-rRNA, 5.8S rRNA, LSU-rRNA); ribosome biogenesis. Gene Ontology annotation, molecular function: RNA endonuclease activity. The coding region runs from base 1 to 1098 and encodes 365 amino acids. The record is from RefSeq and is a predicted model, not a curated record. Gene Ontology annotation, cellular component: nucleolus.
AUGACACAGCCUGGUUCACUGCUCAAGUUCAGUGGACAUUUCCAUUUUCGACACAGGCUUGCAUUGUCAUUUCUCAGUGGAAAGCCUGUACGGAUUGAUAAAAUACGACCCGAUGACAAGGAUCCCGGUCUCAGAGAUUUCGAGGCGAGCCUGUUGCGAUUAUUGGAGAAGGUGACGAAUGGGACGGUUAUCGAGAUAUCCUACACUGGUACUUCUGUCUUGGUGAAGCCUGGUGUCAUUUCUGGAGGUAGUAUCACGCAUGACUGCCCGCUAUCUCGUUCCGUCGGCUACUUCCUCGAGCCUAUUGUCAUGCUUGCUCCGUUCUCGAAGAAACCGUUUAACAUUACUCUAAGAGGGAUCACGACGGACGAGCGGGACCUCUCAGUCGACCUUUUACGGACUGUCACACUUCCCCAUCUCCAAUUAUUUGGAAUUGACGAUGGGUUGGAGCUGAGAAUCAAGAAACGAGGAGCUAUCCCACUCGGGGGAGGCGAAGUCCAAUUCCUUUGUCCGAUAGUAAAACAAGUCAAAACGCUCAACUUCGUCGAUCGCGGAAAAAUCAAGCGGAUACGAGGCAUUUCACAUGCAGUACGUGUGAGCCCGCAAUUUUCGAAUCGCAUGAUCGACGCGGCACGUUCGGUCCUCAAUCGUUUCAUCCCUGAUAUCUAUCUCUAUUCGGCUGUCUACAAAGGCGAGGAUAGUGGCAAAUCCCCAGGCUACGCUCUCUCGCUCUUAGCAGAAUCCACAACCGGAGCUCUCCACUGUGCCGAAGCUGUUUCCGUCCCAGGCGGUACACCGGAAGACACCGCACUCAAAGCCACUUACACCCUCCUCGAAGAAAUAAAACGUGGAGGAUGUGUAGACCGAAACCACCAAAUUCUCGUUCUGCUAUUCAUGGUCCUCGGGAGUGAGGACAUUGGUCGAUGUCGGAUGGGCGAGCCGACUCCUAGGACUAUUCAAUUCCUCCGAGACGUUAGGGAUAUCUUCGGUGUAUCAUUUAAGAUUGCACGAGCAGAUACUUCGAAUCCCGAUUCUACGGAACUCAUCUUCUCCUGCUUUGGCACUGGAUAUGUCAAUGCAAACCGGACGCUUGCAUAAAUCUCGCCCCGUUCUCUUUAUGCAUUUUUUCUACGUCUUCUUAUCUCGUGUACAACAUUUGAAGCAAAUCUGUAAUGCUAAUAGACUUGUGAUACACAAAAGUAAAAUACUACCUGUAUAUAAUCUCCACCUUCCCAAAGUCCCCAUCACCCUUCCCUCCUCCAAUCGUAACAAGAUGCUUCUCAAGUGCAGGCCAACCAAGUUCAAAAUUCACACCUAACUCAUCAGCAUGGCGUGUCCCAUCAAGAAGCUCCUUCAAACCAAGUGGAACAGCAUUCGCAGAAGCGACAGGUGUAGUUGUUCCAGCAAGGUUCAAGCUGGACGCGGAAUACGUCUGCAUUAGCGCUGCUGCUGCGUGUGAUGAUGGAGAACGCGAGAGACGUGGUCGAGUGGGAGUUGCUAACCCGCUCCCUCCGCCUUCUUCUGUCACGAUGCUGCUGCUACCCAUUGAGCUUAGAGCAGUUGCAGUCCCACUAGUAGUGAAGUUAGGUUGUACGAGCGAGUUCUUGCGUGAACCUCGUCCGUCACCUCCCGUCCGAGAGUACCGCUGCGUACGCGGAGAUGUAUUAAUUUGAUUACCACUACUAGCUAUCGGCGUGCCUACAGAACCCAUCUGCGCUCCGUCACCACGAUCGAUUUCACGUCGGAACUGUUCGAGGUAUUUCUCCGCAGCGCUCGCCCGGCGCGCAGGACGCAUACGUUCACGGUCUGCUUCUCCGAGAGAGGGAUGUCUCCCGAGUCCCGCGCUCUGAGUUGUUGGUGGUGUGGGAACUUGAAAUUGACCAUCUGCGUUCCUCUGGAACGAAAAUGCACUGGCACCGGUGAAUACGGGAGGGGUAGUUGCUCCGGAGCCGCCUUGUCCGACAGAUGGGCCGGUGGACAUUGUAAGACUCUUCCCGCGCCGCCGUCCGAAGGACGCAGACGCAGAAGAUGCGCGUCGUUCUUUUUCUUUAUCGGUCGGACUUGUUGGGAUGAGGACUGGCCAUCUGUGAACACGGCGAAGGAAGCCCUUGAUCACUCCGAAACUGACGAAACGUCGAGGGUCGAUUCCAUGUUUGUUAGACGUGUCGAAGUCAUGCAUCCACUCAAAAACUGUGAUUCCGGGUUUUAAUCGACAGUACAAGUCCAUUAGUUCGGGCCAUUCUGAAAUCUCGCGAUCUGAACGCGUCACGUAUGGACCACAUUCAUCCCGGACGUGAGGCUCGUCCGCAAGCCAUGCAACUGAGCGACAUAAAGUAUACAUGUUACUGAAUUGGAAUAUGUCGAUCAUCAUAAUGACCUGGUAGAAUAAAAGAUGCUGGAUCGCUUUACGAGUGAGGUCCAAGUCACAGUCCGCCAGGAAGGCUAUACGGCUAACGUGGUUUGUGCCGUCGAUGUAUUGGCAAACCUUAGCCAUUGUCAGAUCCCAAUUGUCUUCUAUCCUCUUCUUGAGAUUGAUGAGUGCAACAGGUACAUCCCAGUCAUGCACUUCCGGAGGAUUAGGGUAGAACGGGAAUAUCUUCAGUUCUAUAGAGUUGAACUUGUCGAUCGGAAUAGAGGUCUCGGAGUAUGAGUUAAGAUCUUCGAAGAGUUGUUCGAGGAUAGCGUGUAUUUUAUGAGAUGUCUCUGGAGAACUGAGGAAAUACGACUCCUCCUCACAUGUAGUUAAAACUCGCCCAACUUUUCGUACAAUAGGCUCAUAACAACUCAAGUCUGCAGUCCGCUCGAAGACAAAGCAUACGUUAUACCGGAAGAAAUUCCGUUCAUAUCGCUCCGGGUUGCACAACUCGACAGGAAAUCCAAUGAUCUGGUGUUUCCUCGUCGUGCAAGUGACGAGUCUGCCGCAUAACGCGCUGGGUGGAAUAACAUAUCUUGAGAUAUCCUCGAAUUUGAAGAGGCAUCGGUUUGUCGAGGCGGGACGUAAGGAUGAUGAUCCCAAGGUAUCCCGAGAGUUGGCUAGAUGCGAAUAACGCGACACACUCGAUGCCCGCGAAGGGUUUGCAGUUUCUCCAUUCCUACUCUCCGAGGUAUUUGUCGAAGCCCGUUCAGGAGAUGAGCUUCUAGCAACAGAACCCGAUAUGCUUGAGUUCAGCAGUUGACUUGGAGGAGCGACAAUUAG